GGGUUGAUCAUGUGACUGUGGGUGGAGACAACUCCCGGAAGUGAGAGGGAUGCUGAUGCUGGAAUAAACAUGGCGCUGCGCAGUACGAUCUGCUCGGGGUUGUCGGCUACCAUUGUAGUAUUGCUUGUGUCUGUGUGCUGGGCCCGGGUCCACCACCUCACUCUGAAGGAUGAUCUGCGGCAGAAGGUGCAUCUCAACACAUUUGGCUUUUUCACUAAUGGAUCCAUGAAUGUGAGCAUCGCCAGCUUAUCUGUGGGUACCGAGGACCUGACCAGCGUGGGCAACUUACUGUUUGGGUUUAGCUUGGACAGGACUAAGAAUGAUGGCUUCUCAACUUACCUGGACCAAGAUUUGCAUAACUGUAUACUACAAAGUCGUCCAGCAGGGGUCGCUCUACUCAAGCUGAAUUUCUCAGCCAAAACCAUUUGUGUUACAAACGCCGCCGAUGUCCAACUGCCAGAUGUUGUCUUCUCCACUUCCAACGAGCAAGAGAAAAUCACCACAGCACAAAGGUCGCCUGAGAAACCGGAGGACAAGCAAAGCGCUGCAAAGAAAGUGCGUAGGGAUGCAGGCAAUUCAGAGGACAAAAAUAAUAAAGAUAACCCUGACCCGAAACCAGUAACAAAACCAGAUGAAAAGCCAAAACAAAAGGCUAAAGAAAAUUCAAAAAAUCCUGCAGAAAAAUCCAAUGGCGUAGUGGAAAGAAGUAACGCCAGUGAGCUGUGUCAUCAGAUUAAAGUUGAAAAGGGUGUUGCAUCCUUUCAGUUUGCAUUUAAUGUGACCUCAAACUCUUUGGAGGGACUCUACAGCUUGUACUUCCACAGUUGUCCUAAAGAAAGUAGGGAGCAGUAUCCAUUCAGCCUCGAGAUCUUUAUUACAGAAAAAAACCCUGACAGUUACCUAUCUGCAGAUGAAAUCCCCUUGCCCAAGCUGUACAUCUCAAUGGCUCUGUUCUUCUUCAUUGCCGGCCUGGUCUGGGUUCACAUCCUACGGAAGCGCAGGAGUGAUGUAUUCAAGAUCCAUUGGCUGAUGGCUGCUCUACCCUUCACCAAGUCCUUGUCUUUGGUGUUCCAUGCAAUCGAUUAUCAUUAUAUCGCAACUCAAGGAUAUCCCAUUGAAGGAUGGGCUGUGGUGUACUACAUCACUCACUUGCUGAAAGGGGCACUGCUGUUCAUCACCAUUGCACUGAUUGGAACAGGCUGGGCCUUUGUGAAACACAUCCUGUCUGACAAGGACAAAAAGAUCUUCAUGAUUGUGAUUCCUCUGCAGGUACUAGCUAAUGUAGCUUACAUCAUCAUAGAGUCUACAGAGCAGGGCACGACAGAGUAUGGGCUGUGGAAAGAAAUCCUGUUCCUUGUAGACCUCCUGUGUUGUGGCGCCAUCUUGUUCCCAGUUAUAUGGUCAAUCCGCCACCUACAGGAAGCCUCUGCAACAGAUGGAAAGGCAGCCAUUAACUUGGCCAAACUGAAGGUCUUCCGGCACUACUAUGUGAUGAUUGUCUGCUUCAUCUACUUCACUCGAAUCAUCGCCAUCUUCAUCAAGGUCGCAGUCCCUUUCAAAUGGAAAUGGAUGUAUGAGCUCCUAGAUGAGUUGGCCACGUUUGUCUUCAUCGUCUUGACCGGGUACAAAUUUCGGCCAGCAUCAGACAACCCAUACCUUCAGCUUCCACAAGACGAGGACAUUGAUGACCUGGAAAUGGAAGCCGUCGUUACAACCACAGGAACAACAGAGGGUGUAAAGAAAAUAAAAAAGGUGGUCAAUGGCUCUUCAGAUCCCCGUUCUGAAUGGGAAAGUUCUGCGUGAAUGGACACACUGACCAAGUGGCUUUUAAUUUAUUACCUACUCCUUCUACUCCAUGCAAAGUGAGCGGGUGAGGGAGGAACCACACCUUCAUCCCACUUACCACACACUGCAUCUUCCCUGUGCAGACACAGAAUAGACCUGACCAACAGUGAUGGUCAACAACUCCCCCGAACACAACUUGCCACGUGGAAUUGUCUCUGCAACUCACGCAUCCAACCCCCCGGAUGUUAGGACUCCGCAAAAACUUUUCUGAUUUAAAUUCCUAUUUUUGUUUGAACAAGGAGCUAAAUGUAUCCAUGUAGCACCCAGCCAGGUUUGUACGUCACACUCCAGUAAUACAUAAGGCAGCAAAUGGUAUCAAUGAUUUGACUAUUUGUGAGGUAGAACGCUCCAUUGCAAAUUACUCUUUAAAUCGCAGAACUUUUUGCCUGCGACUUUAUUUUCUUUUCCCUGACAUUUUUAGGUCAGCUGCAUAUCUAUGCCUCAGUUAGCUAAAUAAUAAAAGUUGGUGUAAAUAUAUAUAUAUAUUACUAUUUUUUUUGUAGGAGAAGAUAUAAUGAAUUUAUGAAACGUAACAGAGAAA
Nanorana parkeri is the source of this 2386-nucleotide messenger RNA. It is a transcript of the gene GPR107, whose product is annotated as G protein-coupled receptor 107. Lineage: Eukaryota; Metazoa; Chordata; Amphibia; Anura; Dicroglossidae. Gene Ontology annotation, biological process: clathrin-dependent endocytosis. The record is from RefSeq and is a predicted model, not a curated record. Gene Ontology annotation, cellular component: Golgi apparatus; clathrin-coated vesicle; membrane. The transcript has 18 exons. Gene Ontology annotation, molecular function: clathrin heavy chain binding. The coding region runs from base 70 to 1803 and encodes 577 amino acids.